AUGCACUUGACCCUUACCAAUAUCGCGAAGACCGCCUUCACCGGAGGUUACCGUGACAAGAAUGCAGCAACCCACCAUGAUGAAGAUGAUCACAGAUACAUUCGAGGCGACAUCGAGACUCGCGGCCCAUGUCCCGGAUUGAAUGCAUUGGCGAACCAGGGCUACCUACCACGAGACGGGAAGAACCUGACCAUUCCUCAAGUCCAACACGCCCUCGAGACCGCCUUGCACAUGUCCCCACUCGCCGCCGCUUCGCUGUGCAGCAGUCUUCCACCGUUGGUGCGCAAGGACGGCACGUUCGACCUCGUGGACACUCGCCGGCACAACGUCAUCGAGCACGACUCCUCCUUCACCCGACUUGACUUCCAUCAGGGCGACAACUACACCUUCCAGCCAGAUAUGCUGCAGGCCAUGAUCGAUGAUGCGAAUGGAGGACCAGUGACCCUGCGAUCCUUGGCCAAAACAUUCAUCCGCCGGGACAAGGAGAGUCGUGCUGCGGGAGCUCCAAGAUUGCCCUUGAAUCUCUGGUUUGUGCGGGUGUUGCAAGCAGUUGGGGUGAUGAACACGGCUCAGACUGGUGGAAUCUUGACCAAGGAAGUGUUGCAUGCCGUGUUCGCCGAGGAGAGAUUUCCGGAGAUCAUUCUCGAGAACCCAACACCGAGGACUGUCUUGACUUUGCUUGGGAAUGCGUUGGGGAUGAUGCGAUAUGUCAUCUUUGGGCCUUAA
Messenger RNA from Cladophialophora immunda, 726 nucleotides. RefSeq lists its product as uncharacterized. The transcript is spliced from 2 exons. Bases 1 to 726 code for a protein of 241 amino acids. The record is from RefSeq and is a predicted model, not a curated record. Lineage: Eukaryota; Fungi; Ascomycota; Eurotiomycetes; Chaetothyriales; Herpotrichiellaceae. Gene Ontology annotation, molecular function: peroxidase activity.